Molecule: messenger RNA, 1777 nt
Organism: Carica papaya (papaya)
Lineage: Eukaryota; Viridiplantae; Streptophyta; Magnoliopsida; Brassicales; Caricaceae
Product: Nuclear transport factor 2 (NTF2) family protein with RNA binding (RRM-RBD-RNP motifs) domain-containing protein
Cellular component (GO): cytosol; ribonucleoprotein complex
Molecular function (GO): mRNA binding
Source: RefSeq, a predicted model, not a curated record
CAACUGCGUAUUUCCUUUAUUCCCACGCUUCGUCUCAAUCAUCUUGUCUCCGCUCUCCAAGCUCGCAGAUCUCUCCCUCCCUCUCUCUCUCUCUCUCUCUUUCUCUCUCUCUCACAAAUCACCGAUUAAGCAGUGUAGAUGGCAAUGCAGGAAGCUGGUCCUGCUCCUAGUGCUCAAGUUGUUGGCAAUGCCUUUGUGGAGCAGUAUUACCAUAUUCUUCAUCAAUCUCCUGGAUUGGUGCAUAGGUUUUAUCAAGAUUCAAGUUCAUUAAGUCGACCGGAUACGAAUGGUGUUAUGACAACUGUUUCAACCAUGCAAGCCAUCAAUGACAAGAUCCUCUCCCUUAAUUACGAAGACUAUACAGCAGAGAUAAAAACUGCUGAUGCACAGGAUUCUUAUGAGAAAGGGGUGAUUGUAUUAGUCACUGGGUGCUUAACUGGAAAAGAUAAUGUGAGAAAGAAAUUCACUCAGACAUUCUUUCUAGCUCCACAAGACAAUGGCUACUUUGUCUUAAAUGAUGUUUUUAGAUAUGUUGAGGAGAAUGAGUCACUGUUGAUCAACUCUGUCCCAGUCACUGCAACCAAGGAAACUGCUCCAACAUCUGCACUGACACCUGAACCAGAACCUGCCGAGGCUCAUGAACAUCAUGCUAUAGAGUCAACAAUCUCCAUUGAGGAUGAAGAUCUUACUAAUGGUGCUGAAGUAUGCGAUCCUUCAGACAAAGAGGAAGGAUCUGUAAUAGAAGAAGAAAUUGUUGAACCUCCAACCCAUUCAAGUGAGGUAGAAAUUGUUGCAGGUGUUGAUUCAGCUCCUGUGGCCCAGGAGGAUGCUCCAAAGAAAUCUUACGCUUCAAUUGUGAAAGUAAUGAAAAGUAAUACAGCGCCAAAUCCAGUACAAGUUUCCGCAGCCAAAGUCAGGACAGCACCUGCAAGUACUGAUCCACUCUUAGUUAAUUCUACAAAACCUGCUCCACCUCCAGAGGCAUCAUCUCUCGGCAGUGAUGCUGCUCCAGAAAGUAGCAAUAUUAAUGAGGAAGCCGAAGGUCACUCCAUAUAUGUUCGGAAUUUGCCUUUCAAUGCAACACCUGCUCAACUUGAGGAGGUGUUCAAAAAAUUUGGGGCAAUAAAACACAAUGGCAUUCAAGUCAGAAGCAACAAGCAGGGAUUUUGUUUUGGUUUUGUUGAAUUUGAGACAUUAAGCUCCAUGCAAAAUGCACUUGAGGCUUCACCCAUUAUAAUUGGGGAUCGUCAGGCUGCUGUGGAGGAAAAAAGAACAAAUACUCGAGUUAGCAGCAGCAGCAGCAGUGGAAGAGGGAGGUAUUCUUCUGGUAGAAGCAAUUUCCGAAGUGAUAGUUUUAAAGGCCGUGGAGGGAACUUUGGGGGUUCCCGAGGAUAUGGCAGGGGUGAAUUCAGAAGCCAAGGGGAGUUUUCAGGGCGACCGAAAGGUUCCAGUGGACGCAAUGGAGGAGAGGGUUAUCAGCGGGUUAAUCAGAAUGGAAAUGGAAGGGGAGGAGGACGUCAAGGUGGUGUAAGUCGUACCUCAGCUUAGAAGCCUUAACAUUAGUGAGGAGAGUGACCAGGAUUUUUUCUUUUUAUUCACAGUUGAGAUGAGGGGUAUGAAGAUACUAGAUUAAAGUUUUGAUUUUUAUAAUUGCAAAUGAUCAAUGAUAAUUUUCCCCCCUGAGAGUAUCUGAUAAAAUUUGCAUUACAUGGAGAAUGUUGUUCUGGUACCACUAUGUAUUCUUUCGGUAUAUAAUUUGAUGGGAAUUUAUUUAACA